CAACUAGGAGACAGCCUCGGGGCGGGGCUUCGACGUUCGGCGCGAAAAUUUCUCUUCACCUUCAUUCCAUCGCUAGUGAGGGUCCCGUUUCCGCUGCCCGCGCGGCCACUUGGCUGCUAGAGGAGUCCAGCUGGUGCAGCUAUUCAAAAUACUUACAUCCAGGACCUGUUAGCUACCCCCCAAAAAAUACCCCUUACAACUGUCAGAGCAAUACAGAGUUAGUGACUUUUACACAGGAGCCAUGGUGUACUGCUCUACAAGGCUGAAGAGCAGACCGACUUAUUCGUGGGUUGGCAGCCCGUUGUUGGAUCGAAAACUACACUACCAAACCUACAAAGAAAUGAGUGUGACAUCAAAAGGUUGUUCGACUGGGAUUCGCAUUCAAGUUGGACAGUUUGUGUUGGUUGAAGGGAAUGAUGAUGAAAAUCCGUAUGUUGCUAAAUUGAUUGAGCUGUUUGAAGAUGUUUCUGAACCUUAUUGCAAGAAACGUGCUCGAGUACAGUGGUUUAUCCGAUUCUGUGAAAUUUCUGUCAGUAAACAGCAUUUGCUGGGUCGGAAGCCUGAUGUGCAGGAAAUAUUCUGGUAUGAUUACCCUGCCUGUAACAGCAACAUUGAUGCCGAGACCAUCUCUGGCCCUGUGCAGGUAGUAGCUUUAGCCCCAGAUGAAGUGUUACCUACAGCUCUGAAAAAUGAGAAGACGUUCUUUGUGAAACUGUCUUGGAAUGAGGAGAACUUCAAACCACUAUCCCCAGAAUUGUUUGCAGAGUUGAAUAAGCUACAAGAAGGCAGUCCUAGAGGCCAGAAGCCCAUGAAAACCAAGAAUAGCAGCAUAGACAGCCCUUCUUGGACCACGGCAAAGCAUGGUGUCAAAAGGAUUGAAUUGAGGCACUCGACCUCCAAAUCUCACCAAAUUCCUACCCAUCUUGUUACCCCAAGGGCAAGGAAGAGGCUAGAGCUUGGAAGUUUCCCUGUGACACCUCACACUAGGAUUUCCCAGCAGACUUCUCAGGUGUCUUUGGAGUCUCCCAGAAGGACUAAACGGAAAGUGGCCUCUGAGAUCACCUCACCUUCUAAGAGGUCUCAGCCUGAUGGACUCCAGACCUCAUCUCCAGCUCUGAAAGCCCCAGAGAAAACGGGGGAGAGGCGACGCUCCUGUGCUGAGCAAGACAAGGCUUCACAUGAACGUCCCAUGAUCCUGAGAACCCGGGUCCCAGCUUUGAAAACCACAGAGAUUAGUCAGGAAAUAACACUUGACCCUUUAAGAGGGGGAAAGAGAAGCUCCGUGGUGCCUUCUGUGUUUCUGAAACCACAAAAGAUAAAAAAGAGGGAGGCACAGACGCCAGACGCUCAGGAUGAAGCCACCUCCACUCCCCAUCGUAUCCGCAGAAAGAGUUCUCUCUUGACUUUGAAUCGGAUCAGGCAGCAGCUUCGGUUUUUAGAUAAUAGCAAAAAUGACAAAGAAGAGGAAGAAUUUCUGCCUGCAGCAGAGAUUGCAGACUCGGACAGUGAGGAGGAAGAGGCUUCGGCACCAUCCCUUCCAAGGAAAACACGCAGUUGUGUGUCCAGGAACCUACACUCUUCCACGAAGUCGUCCUUACACACCCCCUCCAAGACACCAAAGAAAACCCCCAAGCCUAGAAUGCCACAUUCUGCCACUCCCCAGAUCCGCAGCCGAAACCUGGCUGUCCGGGGCCCUGCCAGCGUGCUAGAGGAGGCGCGGCUAAGUCUGCAUGUUUCUGCUGUACCUGACUCUCUUCCCUGUCGGGAAAAGGAAUUCCAAGAUAUCUACAACUUUGUGGAAAGCAAACUCCUUGAUCAUACUGGAGGGUGCAUGUAUAUCUCUGGGGUACCUGGGACUGGGAAGACUGCCACUGUACACGAGGUAAUACACUGUCUGCAGCAGGCGGCCCAAGCAAAUGAUGUUCCUCCCUUUCAAUACAUUGAAGUCAAUGGCAUGAAACUGACAGAGCCCCACCAAGUCUACGUGCAGAUCUUGCAGAAGAUGACAGGCCAAAAGGCAACAGCUAACCAUGCAGCCGAACUGCUGGCAAAGCGAUUUCGCACCCAAGGGUCCUCUCAGGAAACCACCGUGCUGCUUGUGGAUGAGCUUGACCUUCUGUGGACUCAGAAACAAGACGUAAUGUACAAUCUCUUUGACUGGCCCACUCACAAGGAGGCCCAGCUUGUGGUCCUGACCAUUGCCAACACGAUGGACCUGCCCGAGCGCAUCAUGAUGAACCGGGUGUCAAGCCGACUGGGUUUCACCAGGAUGGCCUUCCAGCCCUACACUUACAGGCAGCUGCAGCAGAUCCUAAUGUCCCGACUCAAACACUUAAAGGCCUUUGAGGAUGAUGCCAUCCAGCUGGUUGCCAGGAAGGUAGCAGCCCUCUCUGGAGAUGCACGACGCUGCCUGGACAUCUGCAGGCGUGCCACCGAGAUCUGUGAGUCCUCCUGCCAGAAUCCCGGCUCCCCUGGCCAGGUCACGGUGGCCCACUUGCUGAAAGCGGUAGAUGAGAUGUUUUCAUCGGCGUACAUCACUGCCAUCAAAAAUUCCUCUGUUAUGGAACAGAGCUUCCUGAGAGCGAUCCUUGCAGAAUUCCGUCGAUCGGGACUGGAGGAAGCAACAUUUCAACAGGUAUACAGGCAGCACGUGGAGCUGUGCAGGAUGGAGGGGCUCCCAUACCCCACCAUGUCAGAGACCAUGGCCGUGUGCUCUCACCUGGGCUCCUGCCGCCUCCUCCUUGUGGAGCCCAGCAGGAAUGACCUGCUCCUUCGCGUGCGGCUCAACGUCAGCCAGGGCGAUGUGCUGUACGCCCUGAAAGAAGAGUGAAGAGCUUCGCAAGGAAGGACAGCUGAUUUUAAAGAACAUGAUUUUAUUUUUCUAAGCACAUGGAAUUUUUGUGGCAAAAUAUAAUGAAGGGAAAUAACUACCAUGUAGUUUGGAAUUUUCUUUUAAAUAAUUUGCUUUUUUCAGAGUGUUUGGGAAAUUUAUAGUCAUUACAAGCAUCAGGUUAUAAAACCAAAUAAACCCUCCCUUUGACUUUUA
Molecule: messenger RNA, 3046 nt
Organism: Myotis daubentonii (Daubenton's bat)
Lineage: Eukaryota; Metazoa; Chordata; Mammalia; Chiroptera; Vespertilionidae
Gene: ORC1
Product: origin recognition complex subunit 1
Biological process (GO): DNA replication initiation; mitotic DNA replication checkpoint signaling
Cellular component (GO): nuclear origin of replication recognition complex
Molecular function (GO): ATP binding; chromatin binding; ATP hydrolysis activity
Source: RefSeq, a predicted model, not a curated record